Molecule: messenger RNA, 1395 nt
Organism: Penicillium macrosclerotiorum
Lineage: Eukaryota; Fungi; Ascomycota; Eurotiomycetes; Eurotiales; Aspergillaceae
Exons: 2
Coding region: 1-1395 (464 amino acids)
Source: RefSeq, a predicted model, not a curated record
AUGUCAACGGCAGUUGCAUCCGCGACCGCGGCCCCAUUGUCCUCACCACAUACCACCCGCGAUCCUAGCCCGAAGAACUGCCCGACUCUCGCUCCUCUCUCCAACGCUCCGGCGAAUUCCUCCCUACCCCGAAUGUCAACCGCCGGGCAGGAUGCUUCGGCAAAAGGCACUCCCGAGAACAAAGACCCUUCACCUCCGUCGCAAGGGAGCGCCGGCCCGAAGAUCACCGUGAAAAAGGAGCCUGCCUCUUCUCCGCGAAUGCAGAGUCGCCCAAGACCCCAAAAGUUAGACCUGUCCACCAGCCUCCCGUCCUCCGGCGGUCUCCAAGUGCGCCCUCCUGGAGGGCCGAUGACGGCCCGGGACGGAUUGAAAAUGCAGGAUGUAGGACUCGCAUGCCUGUCCCCGGGCUUCCAAACCUAUGAUCCCAUAAUGCGAGAACAGUUACAGCGGAGUUUGUCGGUCCGGGACCAGCAGCGAUCUAUCAUCGAGGCACGACUGCAGAAGUCCGCCAAGGAUGAAGGACCGGACGGCAUCAAACCGUCCGAGUCAGGAUUCGCGGCGGGGCCGAAGAGCGCUACAAAGCGACGUCCUCCUCCUGGACUUUCGAUUGUCCCUCCUUCGGCGUCACAGUUCGCGAACGAGCGUGUGAUUCAAUCUGCGCCGCUGAAUCAGACUUUCACUGGACGAUAUCAAGCCCAGCCUUUGACGCGCCACAUCGUCAAUCAAAGCCCAACCCUCGGUUCGACCUCGCACAUGCACCAUGUUCCAGCCACUCAAACAAACAACCGCCUGCCUCCUCUUUCUGACGUAUUUGGCUCAGAUGCAAUGGGCACCCGUGAGCGGGACCCCAGUCGUCCUAGCUUAUACCCGAAUGCGUCGAGCAGCAAUUCCUCCCAAACUAAUCUUGCUCCUAUUCCCUCCCCGGGUCUGCCUGGUGGUAUGUCAACUCCUAACCGACCGCGGGAGUAUCGAUCCGCCGAAGAGGCCGUGCAGGAAUUGUCUGGUGGCCGAGAGGAAUUACUUCCCCGGAUCGUUCACUAUGGCGGCCACCAGCCACCGACACCGCCAUCACCUCAAACUGGCCACGCUGCCCCUAAGGCAACGCCUCUUUCGAAUGACACUGGGCUCAAUGCGCCCCCAGCUCCCACCGCCCUUGGCUUUGAUACCACAGCCCGUCGUCGCCCACGCAGCGAAUACGAACAAGAUAACGGCAGUCCGCCACUGGGGCAUGGCCCUGAGCCGCAGCAUCGGCUCAACCCUGCUGCCAAUGCAGGCCCUCACUCGACAUACUAUGGCCCCUUUGGUGCGGGUAGAGAUUCGCCUGAGACUCAACGGAGAAAGAAGGAGGAGUUUCUGGGCCUGUGCGCACGGGCCUGGGACCUGUUCCAUUCUUAA